Nothobranchius furzeri (turquoise killifish) is the source of this 1599-nucleotide messenger RNA. Its product is annotated as betaine--homocysteine S-methyltransferase 1. Gene Ontology annotation, cellular component: cytosol. Gene Ontology annotation, molecular function: zinc ion binding; betaine-homocysteine S-methyltransferase activity. Lineage: Eukaryota; Metazoa; Chordata; Actinopteri; Cyprinodontiformes; Nothobranchiidae. Gene Ontology annotation, biological process: L-methionine salvage. The record is from RefSeq and is a predicted model, not a curated record.
ACCCCUCCCCUGCGGUGGAGAGAUUUAUGGUGGCCCCCUGCUCCUCUCUAAUGUCACUUCACACCUCUCAGAGCCUGAGCUGUCAGGGGUCCACACGGCCGCAGGAGAAUGGCAUCAACAAACAAGGGAAUCUUGGAGCGUCUCGAUGCGGGGGAAGUUGUCAUCGGAGACGGGGGCUUCGUGUUUGCUCUGGAGAAGAGGGGCUACGUGAAGGCUGGACCCUGGACCCCUGAAGCUGCUGCAGAGCAUCCCGAGGCUGUGCGACAGCUGCACAGGGAGUUCCUGCGGGCUGGAUCCAACGUCAUGCAGACCUUCACCUUCUACGCCAGUGACGACAAGCUGGAGAACAGAGGCAACAAGCUCACCUUCACCGGAGCUCAGAUCAACGAGGCCGCCUGCGAUUUGGCCCGAGAGGUCGCCAACGAGGGCGACGCUCUGGUUGCAGGAGGGGUGUCCCAGACACCGUCCUAUCUGAGCUGCAAGAGCGAGAAGGAGGUGAAGGCCACCUUCAAGAAACAGCUUGACGUCUUCAUCAAGAAGAACGUUGACUUCCUCAUAGCUGAGUAUUUUGAACACGUUGAAGAGGCUGUGUGGGCCGUGGAGGUGCUGAAGGAGACGGGGAAGCCUGUGGCAGCAUCGCUGUGUGUUGGACCUGAAGGGGACAUGCACGGUGUCCCCCCUGGAGAGUGUGCCGUCAGGCUCGUCAAAGCCGGAGCCCAGAUUGUGGGGGUUAACUGCCACUUUGACCCGUUGACCUGUGUGAAGACUGUCAAGAUGAUGAAAGAGGGAGUAGAGAAGGCCGGUCUGAAGGCUCACUACAUGGUGCAGCCGCUAGCGUACCACACUCCGGACUGCAACUGUCAGGGAUUCAUCGACUUGCCGGAGUUUCCCUUUGGGCUGGAGCCCAGAAUACUGACCCGCUGGGACAUGCACAAGUAUGCCCGAGACGCCUACAACGCCGGCAUCCGAUUUAUUGGUGGCUGCUGUGGGUUUGAGCCCUAUCACAUCAGGGCUGUGGCAGAAGAGCUAGCCCCUGAGAGAGGCUUCCUUCCAGCUGCAUCAGAGAAACAUGGUACCUGGGGAGCUGGUCUGGAGAUGCACACUAAACCUUGGGUUAGAGCCAGAGCCCGCCGUGACUACUGGGAGAACCUGAAACCAGCCUCAGGUCGUCCACUGUGUCCCUCCAUGUCCAGCCCUGAUGGUUGGGGUGUCACCAAGGGCCACGCUGAUCUUCUGCAGCAGAAAGAGGCCACCACUAAGGACCAGCUCAAACAGCUGUUCGACAGAUCAAAGACCCACUGAUUCAGUUCAUCGUAUUCACAUCUGGCAGCAGCCCCGCUUCAAACAGGGCUGUGAAGCUUCCGCCCUUUUGUGAUGUAGCAUGUGUUUAUAGACUGGUGACCAGCACAGCAUCAAGCAGUACCUUACAUGAGACUGCUCUGUUCUGUACAUCUGUUAUGCUAACUGCAGAAAUGAAACCAAAGUGUCUCAUGUUGGCUCACGCUGGAGUAGGGACCUGCUUGUUUUCUGUAACCUGGGACCAGUUUGAUAAAUAAAAUGUCUAAUAAAAAACAAAAAGAAGAAUAUUCCUAAACAGCA